Molecule: messenger RNA, 1572 nt
Organism: Exophiala dermatitidis NIH/UT8656
Lineage: Eukaryota; Fungi; Ascomycota; Eurotiomycetes; Chaetothyriales; Herpotrichiellaceae
Product: hexokinase
Exons: 1
Coding region: 1-1572 (523 amino acids)
Biological process (GO): glucose 6-phosphate metabolic process; glycolytic process; intracellular glucose homeostasis
Cellular component (GO): mitochondrion; cytosol
Molecular function (GO): glucokinase activity; fructokinase activity; mannokinase activity
Source: RefSeq, a predicted model, not a curated record
AUGACUCUCCUCGACUUCUUCCGCAGCAUUCUGCGCCGUCUGGCCGCCAUGCUCUUCUUUCCUUCUAGCCUCAAGUCGAUGGAUGUCUCCCCGAAGACGUGCGAUACUGAGGUGACGGUGGUGGAGGCUACAGAGGACAUUCGGACGUUGGACGAUCUUAGGGACGAGAUCAUGCGGCUGUUCAGAUAUCCUUGUACUGUGAAGCGGAUGCUCUCCAUGUCCUCGGCUCUACGUAUGCAAUAUAAGGCCAAACUACGAGACAGUGACGCGUGCAUGUUGCCAUCUUAUUGCCAUACUCUUCCCAAUGGCCAAGAGAAGGGGACUUACAUCUCACUCGAUGUCGGCGGUUCCACCUUCAGGGUGGCUCUUGUGGAACUUCGAGGUCGACAUGCCAAAUCGUCCCCUAUGGCCAUCAGGCGGAUGAGCACGUACAAGAUUGACGAACAGAUUCGCCGACUGCCGUCGGCAAGGUUCUUCGACUGGAUGGCUGGUAGGAUACAGGAGAUGCUCGAGCAGGAACAAGAGACGCGGCCGUUGGACGAACCGUUGCCGAUAGGUCUGGCUUGGAGUUUUCCAAUUGAACAAACGAGCCAUCGUGGGGGCAAGCUGCAAGGCAUGGGCAAGGGCUUCUCGUGCCAUGAAGACACAAUAGGGAUGGAGUUGGGCACACUGGUUGAGAGCGCGUGUGCUAAGAGACAGUUGAAUGUUCGGGUCGAAGCCAUUGUGAAUGAUUCCUCGGCCACACUUUUAUCUCAAGCCUACCUUGACCCCGAUACUUCGAUGGGCUUGAUUCUUGGUACAGGGACGAACGCGGCUGCAUACCUGCCUACUGCUUGUAUGGGGACGUCCAAGUUUGGAAUGCGGGAGUCUUCCUGGUUCGACAAAGCCGAGAAGGUCAUUAUCAACACUGAGCUGUCCAUGUUCGGCAAAUCUAUCCUACCCCAGACUCGGUGGGACCAGUUAUUGAACGUACAACAUCACAUGCCUGACUUUCAGCCUCUCGAAUACAUGACGACCGGUCGUUACCUUGGUGAGCUGCUACGCUUGAUCAUUGCUGAGGCCGUGGAGAUGGGCGGGUUGUUUCAAGGCAUUAUGCCCGAACGUCUGACCGAGUCUUAUUCCCUAGACACCGAAAUUCUGGCCCAGUUGGAGCAGGAUCGGUCCAGGAAUCUGGAGGACUCCACACUCAUCAUCCAGAAGACCUUCGGACUCAAAAUGAUACCGACGGCAGAGGAGGUUGCCUUUCUUCGAUCGGUGACCGAGUCCAUUUCCUACCGUGCAUCAGCUUAUAUUGCGGUUGCUGUCCAUGCACUGUGGGCUUUGCAGCGGGACCCCGAGAUUAAUCCAGCGGGUCAAAAGGAAAGUUCCAAAACAUCGAUCGCCUGCAAUGGAAGCGUCAUCCUCAAAUACCCCGGCUUCAAGGACCGAUGCCAGGGGUUUCUCCAACGAAUGAUCAAGGCCGGCUCUCUCACGCAAAGGGUGUUUGCUUCACACAAGAUCGCCCUACAGCCCACAGUCGAGGCUGCCGUUUUCGGUGCCGCCGUGGCUGUGGCGUUGGCGAAUAUCCCUUGA